GCUUGCAAUCUGACCGACUGUUCUAUGCGUUAACUUAACUCAGUCUUAGUUAAGUUACCGUCUGUGUCCAUAGCACUCUCCCGUUGGAGAAAUUCUUUUGUUCUUCGCCUCUUCUUCCACUCCUCUUUUCUCCUCCUAAUCUCCCCCUCCCCCCCAUAAUUUAAGGCGUAAGGCCCACCCCGUCCGUGCUAUCAUAUCCACUUCCAACACCCCCUGUUCCGCUAAAGACGCGCGCGCUCCCAAAUAACUCCCCUCCGAGCCUCUCAGCCUGUUGCGUUUCGCAUACUCCUUUUUUCCUUACUUCUCCCGCCAUACCGACCUUCCAGUUGCCACAGCUCUCUCGUAUCUCGCUCUUCCCCAACGCCCAUCGGAUCAACCGAACACUCUUAUCACAAUCAUCAAAAAUGUCAUCGGACUCGGAGCAAGAAUGGAAGCCCAGCGGUCGCCCUCAGUCGACCAUGGCACAGGCCUUUUCGACCGCGCUGGAUAGCGCCUUUUCUCUAGACACCGAUGUCAAUCAUCUCUCACAGACCAUUGACCAAAAGAAGCUGCAGAUGAUGAUCCAGACCCGCGAACUCGAACAACUUCAAGCCAAGAUCCGCGAAGCCGAAGAACGCCUCAAAGCUCGACAGUCGGUGAUUAUGGAGGCCAGAAACCCUGCAGCGCAAAGAGACGGUCGGUUCUACGGAGGCUCAGGUAAAUCGAGCCUCGCCGUUUGAUCUCGCCGAUAACAACAUCGCUAACCGCCAUCGCUGCUGAUCAGGAAACACGUCAGCGUCGUCGUCGCCCACCGAUUCAGCACAAUACUCCAGCGGCGAUGAACAGCUGCGACGCAGCCAAGGCCGCAGUUCAUAACGGCAUGUAGGCGGGCCAGCGUGGGCACAUUAGCAUAUAAUCUG
This is a messenger RNA of Aspergillus aculeatinus CBS 121060, 899 nucleotides long. RefSeq lists its product as uncharacterized. The coding region runs from base 405 to 719 and encodes 104 amino acids. Lineage: Eukaryota; Fungi; Ascomycota; Eurotiomycetes; Eurotiales; Aspergillaceae. The transcript is spliced from 3 exons. The record is from RefSeq and is a predicted model, not a curated record.